This is a messenger RNA of Drechmeria coniospora, 1533 nucleotides long. RefSeq names its product plasma membrane phosphatase required for sodium stress response. The record is from RefSeq and is a predicted model, not a curated record. The transcript is spliced from 3 exons. Gene Ontology annotation, cellular component: plasma membrane. Gene Ontology annotation, molecular function: phosphoprotein phosphatase activity. Lineage: Eukaryota; Fungi; Ascomycota; Sordariomycetes; Hypocreales; Ophiocordycipitaceae. The coding region runs from base 1 to 1533 and encodes 510 amino acids.
AUGACCGAGACUGUUGUGCCGCAAAACCCAGCGGCCAAACGUCAGCCUGAGAAGGGCACGGGGCAAUUCGACAUGAGUGGGAAGGAGAGCCAUCAGCUGCCACCAGAAGAAAACGGCGGCUCCAAAAGUGUCGGGGACCUCCUCAAGGUCCCGUCAAGAUCCUCAUCACAACAAGGGAACCGCCAGUCAUUGACGACGCCCACCGGCCUCAGUGGUGUCACCGUCACUGAACAUCGUAGCAGCAUCAGCGGAAGGUCCAAAGAAUCCAAGGGUAGCAUUGCGGGCACGCACCGCAACGGCAGUGCCUCCAGUAACCGAACUGGCGGCGACAGCGAACUGGGAAACACACUUGACAAUUCUCAGCCCAGCUCGCCAUCUACGAGUGAGCAAAAAAAGAGGACGAAGCGCAGCCGCCUGCUGUCCUUCUUGCGCUGUUGUGGUGUUCCCGACACGGCGACCACGGUUGAGGAAGGGGUUAGCCAAAACGUGCAAAAAGUCGAAAGGCUACCUCGGCGUCCAGCCACCGCCAGGGCCUUUGCCCCAGCGGCGGCUCAGGAUCAGCACGCUGUGAAGCAACCCGCCGACCAAGAGUUACCGCAAGAUACUGCCAACCAAGAAAUCGACAUAGAUUGCCACCAUCCGUCUAAUAGUGGCCAACAGGAAGCAAACACAGAAGCGGAGCGCUUGAAGAACGACUCCAGUCAACCUCCUCCCCCAACUGUCACCGUCGAACCCCCCGGACCCGAGUCUGCGGAAACCGAGUCUCGGCACAGUGACAGACCAGUUGGAGGUGCCGAAGACGUCGGCAUGCAAGACGGACACUUGGAAGGACCUCGAGAGACUUCUGCCGAUUACGAGACCGAGGAAUCCCGGCAAAAGGCCGCACCUCUACCUCCGCCUCCACCUGGACCGAACCCAUUCAUCGUCUCGUCGGUGCCUCAUCCCGCCGAGCUUGCUUCAGCAGCCCAAGAAAUUCCAAACAGCCUCUUGCCUCCCGUUGCUCUCCAGCACAAGGGCAGAAAGUGCCUGGUCCUGGAUUUGGAUGAAACCUUGGUCCAUAGCUCCUUCAAAAUCUUGCAUCAAGCGGACUUCACGAUACCUGUUGAAAUUGAAGGCAACUACCACAACGUCUACGUCAUCAAGCGUCCCGGUGUGGACGAGUUCAUGAAGAGGGUCGGUGAACUGUACGAGGUCGUCGUGUUCACGGCCUCCGUCUCGAAGUAUGGCGACCCAUUGUUGGAUCAACUUGACAUCCACAACGUCAUUCAUCACAGGCUUUUCCGCGAGAGCUGUUACAAUCACCAAGGAAACUAUGUCAAGGAUCUCUCGCAGAUCGGGCGCGACCUCAAGGACACCAUCAUUAUUGACAACUCGCCCACUUCUUACAUCUUUCACCCACAGCACGCCGUCCCCAUAAGCAGCUGGUUUUCGGACGCUCACGACAACGAGCUGCUGGAUCUAAUCCCUGUUCUCGAAGAUCUCGCGGGCCCCAACGUUUCCGAUGUCAGCCUUGUGCUCGACGUAACCCUCUGA